GUUUCGCCAUCGUUGCAGAGCACGAGAGCAGUACACAACCAAUUUGUUGACGCGUGUUUCUUCUCUCGGUUUCUUCGCACUGAGCUCCGAUCCUCUGUUCAGAGCCUUUUCCCUAAUCUGUCAAGGUUUUGCGCCAAUUUCUGGUGCUAAAAUGUGUGGAAUACUAGCGGUUUUGGGGUGUUCGGAGAUUUCUCAGGCGAAGAGAGUUCGUGUUCUCGAGCUUUGUCGCAGGUUGAAGCAUAGGGGUCCUGAUUGGAGCGGGAUCCAUCAGUUUGGAGGUAACUAUUUGGCACAUCAGAGGCUUGCCAUCGUUGAUCCUGCCUCAGGGGACCAGCCUCUUUACAAUGAAGACAAAUCAAUUGUGGUCACAGUGAAUGGCGAAAUCUAUAACCAUGAGAAACUGCGGGAGCAUUUGUCUCAUCACAAAUUCCAUACUGGAAGCGAUUGUGAUGUCAUCGCGCAUCUAUAUGAAGAGUAUGGUGAAAACUGUGUUGAUAUGCUGGAUGGAAUGUUCUCAUUUGUGCUGCUGGACACCCGUGAUAACAGCUUUGUCGCGGCUCGUGACGCCAUUGGCAUUACCUCCCUGUAUAUCGGUUGGGGACUUGAUGGCUCUGUCUGGAUAUCAUCUGAGCUAAAAGCAUUGAAUGACGAAUGCGAGCAUUUCGAAGUUUUCCCACCUGGACAUCUCUACUCGAGCAAGAAUGGAGGUUUUAGAAGAUGGUACAACCCUCCAUGGUUCUCUGAGGCCAUUCCUUCAACUCCUUACGAUCCAUUAGUUCUGAGGCGCGCUUUCGAAAAUGCUGUUAUUAAGAGGCUAAUGACUGAUGUCCCUUUCGGAGUUCUUCUCUCCGGGGGGCUUGAUUCAUCAUUGGUCGCUUCUGUUGCUUCGCGUUACUUGGCUGGGACAAAGGCUGCGAAACAAUGGGGAGCUCAGAUUCAUUCUUUCUGUGUUGGCCUUAAGGGCUCGCCCGAUCUCAAAGCUGGAAGAGAAGUUGCCGAAUAUUUGGGUACUUUGCACCAUGAAUUUCACUUCACUGUUCAGGAUGGAAUCGAUGCAAUUGAGGAUGUCAUCUAUCACAUCGAGACAUACGAUGUGACCACAAUCCGAGCAAGUACUCCCAUGUUCCUGAUGUCGCGUAAGAUCAAGUCGCUUGGGGUAAAAAUGGUGCUGUCCGGCGAGGGAUCCGAUGAGAUCUUUGGUGGCUAUCUUUACUUCCACAAGGCACCCAACAAGGAAGAGUUCCACCGCGAGACUUGCCACAAGAUUAAAGCGCUUCAUCAAUACGAUUGCCUCCGAGCAAACAAAUCCACUUCUGCUUGGGGGUUGGAAGCUCGGGUCCCUUUUCUUGACAAGGAGUUCAUCAACGUUGCAAUGAGCAUCGACCCUGAGUGGAAAAUGAUCAAGCCGGACCAAGGUAGAAUCGAGAAGUGGAUUUUGAGGAAGGCCUUUGAUGAUGAGGAGAAGCCGUACCUUCCAAAGCAUAUUCUCUACCGGCAGAAAGAACAAUUCAGUGAUGGCGUGGGCUAUAGCUGGAUCGAUGGCCUUAAAGCUCAUGCCGAACAGCAUGUCAGCGACAGGAUGAUGCACAACGCCGCAAACAUUUUCCCUCACAACACACCAAAGACGAAGGAGGCCUACUACUACCGCAUGAUAUUCGAGCGCUUAUUCCCUCAGAACUCUGCAAGGCUGACCGUCCCCGGAGGCGCCAGCGUUGCGUGCAGCACGGCUGCAGCCAUUGCAUGGGAUGCGUCUUGGUCGACAAAUCUCGACCCGUCAGGCAGGGCCGCCGUCGGAGUCCACAACUCCUCCUACGAGAACAACCCCAACCCUGCGAACCCGAUACCCGCCAACGACAACCCGGCCCCCACUGCUAUUAUGAGCGGCGUCGUUGCAGCCCCAACCGCGUCCCCCGGGAUCGCCAUCGAAACGCAGUAGUUUCGAGUUCUUGCUGUGGAGGUGUUAGAUGCUAUAUUAUGGAGACCUACAAAUGAAGACAAGUUGAGAUCUUUUGAGUUUGUAGACAUGUUAUGUGUGACACAUAACAUAACAUGUUAGUUCUUUCUUAUUUAAGUUUGUUAUGUAUGACUUAUGUAAGGAUUUGGUCAUUUGGCUUCUUUGUUGCUGUCUUUUUAAAGUAUUGUUUCAGUGUUAGUAAUAAAACGCGUGUAUGCAUGCAUUUGUCUCA
Messenger RNA from Andrographis paniculata, 2186 nucleotides. Its product is annotated as asparagine synthetase [glutamine-hydrolyzing]-like. Gene Ontology annotation, cellular component: cytosol. The transcript is spliced from 12 exons. Gene Ontology annotation, molecular function: asparagine synthase (glutamine-hydrolyzing) activity. The coding region runs from base 152 to 1936 and encodes 594 amino acids. The record is from RefSeq and is a predicted model, not a curated record. Lineage: Eukaryota; Viridiplantae; Streptophyta; Magnoliopsida; Lamiales; Acanthaceae.